GCGGAUGGCGGGGCCGUUCGAGGAGGUGGCCGUCUACUUCUCCCGCCAGGAGUGGGCAGAGCUGGCGGGCUGGCAGCGGCGGCUCUACCGGGAGGUGAUGCUGGACACCUACGGAAUGCUCGCCUCGCUGGGCUGGGACACCGUCAAGCCCGAGCUCAUCUGCAAGCUGGAGCGAGGAGAGACGCCGUGCGUUCCAGACCCCCCCGGGGAGCAGCGGAGGCACCGCAGCCCUGUGCCGGGCGGGUCCCGGGGGUCCGUGGCAGCGGUGGGUUGUUCCAUCAGCAGAAGCUGGGGGGACUCGUCCCAAAGCCAGCUCAGAGGGACCUCGGCGAACCACUCAGGACAACCUCAGGUCUCCCCCAUGAUACCCCCCCAGCCUUUGCAGAAGCCGCUCCCCACGUGUCCUGAGUGCAACAAGAGCUUCAGCACCCGGACUGCAUUGGCCAUCCACGAGCGGAGCCACACGGGCGAGCGCCCCUUCACCUGCACUGAAUGCGGCAAGAACUUCAUCCAGAAACAACACCUGGUCAAACACCAGCUCAUCCACACCGGCGAGCGCCCCUUUGCCUGUGUUGACUGUGGUUACAAAUUCAGCCAAAAGCAACACCUGCUCACUCACCAGCGCAUCCACACCAAGGAACACCCCUUCAUCUGUGCUGACUGCAACAAGAGCUUCAGCCAGAAGGGGUCCCUUAUCAAACACCAGCGCAUCCACACGGGCGAACGCCCCUUCACUUGUCCCAACUGUGACCAGCGCUUCAGCCGGAAGCAGCAUCUGGUCAGUCACCAGCGCAUCCACACAGGUGAGCGACCCUUCACCUGCUCCGACUGCGGCAAGAGCUUCAGACGCAAGGGUGACCUUGUCAUCCACCAACGCAUCCACACUGGUGAGCGUCCCUUUGCCUGCAACCACUGCAACCACUGCUUCAGCCAAAAGCAACACCUGGUCACCCACCAGCGCAUCCACACGGGUGAACGACCCUUCAUCUGCACUGACUGUGGGAGGAGCUUCAGAGAGAAGGGGGCCCUGAUCAAGCACCAGCGCAUCCACUCCACUGAGUCCCCUUCGCUGCUCCAACUUGGUGAGAAGCCCUUUUCCUGUGUCCACUGCAGCAAGAGCUUCAGCCAGAAGGGCCACCUCAUCACCCACCUGUGCAUCCUCACCGCAGAGCACCCCUUUGCCUGCACUGAUGGCGGCAAGAGCUUCAGCCUUAAGAGUGCCCUGACCAGACACCAGCGCAUCCACACCGGCGAGAAGCCCUACAAGCGUGGCCAGACCUGCAGCCAGAAGUCUGGAACAGAAACACCAGCGAGUGCACCGGGCUGUGCUGGCAGUGCCGAGGGCGGCUGGCAUUCCCUGAUCAAUUACCAGCGCAUCCACACAGGUCAGCAGCCCUCCACCUGUGCUGCCUGCGGCAAGAGCUUCAGCCAGAAGGGUGCCCUGAUCAAGCACCAGCGCAUACACCCUGGUGAGCACCCUUUUGCUUGUGGCCACUGUGACCACCACUUCAGCUGGAAGCAAGAGCUGUUUGGACACCAGUGCAUCCACACUGGGGAGCACCCCUUUUCCUGCAUUGACUGUGAUAAGAGCUUCAGCCGGAAGGGUGCCCUGAUCAAGCACCAGCGCAUCCACAGUGGUGAGAGCCCCUUUGCCUGUGCUGACUGCGGUUACCAAUUCAGCCAAAAGCAACACCUGCUCACCAACCAACACAUCCACACCAGGGAGCGGCCCUUCUCCUGCACUGACAGUGACAAGAGCUUCAGCCAGAAGUGCAACCUCAUCCCUGACCAGUGUAUCCACACAGGUGAGCGCCCCAUUGCCUGCGCCGACUGAGGCAAGAGCUUCAGCCAGAAGGGUGCCCUGAUCAAGCACCAGCGCAUCCACACCGGCGAGAAACCCUACAAGUGUGAUGAUUGCAGCGAGGCCUACAGCCAGAAGUCUGAUCUGAAGAAACACCAGCGGCUGCACCAGGGCCCACAGGGUGACUGCCUUGGCAGCCCGGUGGCCCCUGAAGCUGAUGCUGAGAGUCCCACGUGGACAGAUGUUGCUUUCUUUUUCCUAUUUGAGACUAAAUCAAAAGCUUCUUGGUCAGAUGGAAUGCAGUCAAACCAGGUCGGACCCUCCCCCUCCGUCUUUGUAUCCCACGGGAAGGGGGUGGGGGCAGUGGGCGGGCGGCGGGUGGUGCUUCAUUACCCACUGGGGCUGCACCGCGACAGCGCCCCUGUCCCCACACCCCAGGGUGAAGGGGCGCUCGCCUGUGUGGAUGCGCUGAUGCUUGAUCAGGUUGCUCUUCGCUCUGAAGCUCUUGCUGCAGUUGGUGCAGGCAAAGGGGCACUCACCGGUGUGGAUGCGCUGGUGGCUGAUCAGGUGAUGCUUCAGGCUGUAGCUUUUGCCACAGUCAGCACAGUGAAAUGGGCGCUCACCCGUGUGGAUGUGCUGGUGGGCGCUCUUGCUGCAGUUGGUGCAGGCAAAGGGGCACUCGCCCGUGUGUAUGCGCUGGUGGUGGAUCAGGAUUUGCUUCUGUCUGAAGCCCUUGCCACACUCCAUGCAGACGAAGGGGCGCUCACCCGUGUGGAUGCGUUCGUGUCUGGUCAGGCUGCUCUUCCGGCUGAAGCUCCUACUGCAGUCGGUGCAGGUGAAGGGGCGCUCACCCGUGUGGAUCUUCUUGUGGGCGCGAGGCGAGCAUUCCGUAGGUGUCCAGCAUCACCUCCCGGUAGAGCCGCCGCUGCCAGCCCGCCAGCUCUGCCCACUCCUGGCGGGAGAAGUAGACGGCCACCUCCUCGAACGGCCCCGCCAUCCGCAGCCCGAAGCACGCCCGGCUCAGCUCGCCCCGCCGCGCCUUGCCCGGCCCCCUCUGCCCCAACCCUGACGCCGCCAGGCCGGACCCGGCAGCCCCGGGGUCGCCGCUCCCCCGCCAGGCCUGGCAGUGCCCUUCUCGCAGCCGGGCUGCCCGCAGAGGGGCCGGGGGCUGCAGGGCCAGCCUGCCUGCGGGGCUGCUCUUCCCCGGGCCCGGGGCACUGGGAUGCAGAGCCCUCCGGCACUGGGAUGCUCUGGGACCCCGCGCUCCUUCCGACUCGCUGGCGCCAGCACUGGGCUCGGAGCCUGGGGGGUUGCGUGGGGGUGGGGGGCGGCCAGGCCGGAAAAAACCACUUCCCUUCCAAAGCAGAUGCUGAUUGCGCUCUGAGGCUCGACCGGAGCGGGGCCGCUCGGGGCCUCGCAAUUUCCCCCCAGGCGCUGCUGCAGCGAGAGCCGCUCUGGGCUGUGCCCGCCUGGAGCCUGGGCUGCUCGAGAGACACCAAUUCCGCCCCAGAACCCUUUCGUCGUCUCCGUCCUUGUCGGCGGCGGAGCUGCGGGCAGAGGGGGUGUCGGGGGGCGAGGCGGGGGCUCCGGCCGUGCUUCGGGCUGCGGAUGGCGGGGCCGUUCGAGGAGGUGGCCGUCUACUUCUCCCGCCAGGAGUGGGCAGAGCUGGCGGGCUGGCAGCGGCGGCUCUACCGGGAGGUGAUGCUGGACACCUACGGAAUGCUCGCCUCGCUGGGCUGGGACACCGUCAAGCCCGAGCUCAUCUGCAGGCUGGAGCGAGGAGAGACGCCGUGCGUUCCAGACCCCCCCGGGGAGCAGCGGAGGCACCGCAGCCCAGUGCCGGGCGGGUCCCGGGGGUCCGUGGCAGCGGUGGGUUGUUCCAUCAGCAGAAGCUGGGGAGACUCAUCCCAAAGCCAGCUCAGAGGGACCUCGGCGAACCACUCAGGACAACCUCAGCUCUCCCCCAUGAUACCCCCCCAGCCUUUGCAGAAGCCGCUCCCCACGUGUCCUGAGUGCAACAAGAGCUUCAGGACCCGGACUGCAUUGGCCAUCCACGAGCGGAGCCACACGGGCGAGCGCCCCUUCACCUGCCCUGAAUGCGGCAAGAACUUCAUCCAGAAACAACACCUGGUGAAGCACCAGCGCAUCCACACCGGCGAACGCCCCUUUGCCUGUGUUGUCUGUGGUUAUCAAUUCAGCCGAAAGCAACACCUGCUCACUCACCAGCGCAUCCACACCGGCGAGCGUCCCUUUGCCUGCAGCCACUGCAACCACUGCUUCAGCCAAAAGCAACAAUUGGUUAUCCACCAGCGCAUCCACACUGGCGAGCGCCCCUUCACUUGUCCCAAUUGUGACCACCGCUUCAGCCGGAAGGAGCAUCUGGUCACUCACCAGCGCAUCCACACGGGCGAGCGACCCUUCACCUGCUCCGACUGCGGCAAGAGCUUCAGACGCAAGAGUGAUCUUGUCAUCCACCAGCGCAUCCACACUGGCGAGCGACCCUUCACCUGCUCCGACUGUGGCAAGAGCUUCAGCCGCAAGAGUGACCUUGUCAGCCACCAGCGCAUCCACACGGGCGAGCGUCCCUUUACGUGUCCCAAUUGUGACCACCGCUUCAGCCGGAAGGAGCAUUUGAUCACUCACCAGCGCAUCCACACGGGUGAGCGACCCUUUACCUGCUCCGACUGCAGCAAGAGCUUCAGAGAGAAGGGGGCUCUGAUCAAGCACCAGCGCAUCCACUCCACUGACCCCCUUCGCUGCUCCAACUGUGACAAGAACUUCAUCUGGAAGUGUGUCCUGACGAAUCACCGGUGUGUACACACUGGUGAGCGUCCCUUUGCCUGCAGCCACUGCAACCACCACUUCAGCCCUCACCUCCACUCUGGCCCAGCCCCCUGGUUGCUGGAGAAGACCCCCUCCAUGUUCCCUGAGUGCAAGAAGAGCUUUAGGAACCAGACUGCACUGGCCAUCCAUGAACAGAGCCACACGGGUGAGUGGCCCUUCACCUGCUCCAGGUGUAGCAAGAGCUUCCUCCAGAAGGACUCCCUGAUCAACCACCAGCGCAUCCACACAGGUGAGUGCCCCUUUGCCUUUAUUGACUGUGGGAAGAGCUUUAGCAACACCAUCUCCCUUCUCAGGUGUAAGUGAAUCCACAGUGGUGAGAAGCCCUUUUCCUGUGUCAGCUGCAGCAAGAGCUUCAGCCAGAAGGGUGCCCUGAUCAAGCACCAGCGCAUCCACACCGGUGAGAAACCCUACAAGUGUGAUGAUUGCAGCGAGGCCUACAGCCAGAAGUCUGAUCUGAAGAAACACCAGCGGCUGCACCAGGGCCCACAGGGUGACUGCCUUGGCAGCCCGGUGGCCUCUGAAGCUGAUGCUGAGGGUCCCACGUGGACAGAUGCUGCUUUCUUUUUCCUAUUUGAGACUAAAUCAAAAGCUUCUUGGUGCUGA
Messenger RNA from Cuculus canorus (common cuckoo), 5248 nucleotides. RefSeq lists its product as uncharacterized. The record is from RefSeq and is a predicted model, not a curated record. Lineage: Eukaryota; Metazoa; Chordata; Aves; Cuculiformes; Cuculidae. Gene Ontology annotation, biological process: regulation of DNA-templated transcription.